Molecule: messenger RNA, 789 nt
Organism: Durusdinium trenchii
Lineage: Eukaryota; Dinophyceae; Suessiales; Symbiodiniaceae
Source: the annotation of a GenBank genome assembly
AUGGCUGCCGUGCAUGCGAACGUCCCAUGGUUGAACCCGAAACAUUUGCACCAACAGCAGACGGCCCUGUUGCUUCUAUUGCAGGUGACCUUGGCGAGACUGGAAGCUGCAGGGGUGCCUUGCUGGCUUACAGGCGGCACAUUGUUGGGUGCUCUGCGCCACGGCGGCUUCAUCCCACAUGAUGAUGAUGUGGACCUAGAGGCUUUAAGUGCUGACCUAGCAAAGAUGGAGGCCGCCUUCGAUCAUCCCAUGUUGCUCUUUCGCCGUGGCGGCCGCUGGAAAAUCACAGAUGUUGUCCAUGUGGGGCUCAGGGCUUCGGAGAAGGACAACUGCGAGGUGGAGUUGGACAUUUUCCUCCGUGAGGAGCCUUUGAUGCCCGAGAAGGACUUCCCGGGCGCUGAGGAGGUUUUCCCUUUGAGCUCGGUGGAAUUCCACGGCUUGAAGGCCCCAGUGCCAAGGGAGCCUGGAGACUUUUUGGCGCGCUUGUAUGGGCCAGACUGGCGCAGCACCACGCGGGUUUGGAGCCACGACUUCAACCCCUUCCACAGCUUGGCUCAUGAUCCGGACCGCAUAACCAUUUCCUUGGAGAGCUACAUGCAACAGGUUGCGGAUGCUGGAUAUGAGCUCCCCUGCCUCCUAGAUGAGGAUGUGACAGAGGCGUUGAGGAAGCUGAAAGAUGGUGAUGUUCUGAUAAUGUUGAAGAUGGAGCGGGAGGAGACGUGGCUUGAGAAAGUGCAGAGGCGGAAUCGUGAGCAUGCUGAAGCUCGCAGUCGCCUGAAGAUGAGUUGA